UUUUACUAUUUUUAUUCCGGCAACACUGUGGCUACGUAACAUCCUUUUUGGUGAAAUUUCUUUAAAGGAAGAUUGUCUUGUACGUUUGUCAUCGUUUGAUAUUAGAAAAAAAUAUAUCAAAAUGACUUUUGGUGAUUUGAAAACCGAAAAAGGAGUAAAGGAACUAAACAGCUUCCUGGAAGACAAAAGUUAUAUUAGCGGGUAUGCCGUGAGUCAAGCAGACAUUGAUGCUCUUGCCCAACUAGCCAAAGCCCCUGGUGCUAACUUGCCUCAUGCGCUACGUUGGUAUAACCACAUCAAAUCAUUCUCUGCUGACGAACUCAAGAAAUUUGGCGUAUCAGGUGCCAGUCCUCUGAAAACAGCAGGUACAACCACAGCUAAGGACGAUGACGACGAUGUAGACCUCUUUGCUUCCGAUGAGGAAGAAGAUGAAACAGCAGCCAAGGUACGAGAAGAAAGGCUCAAAGCAUAUGCAGACAAAAAAUCUAAGAAGCCUGAACUCAUUGCUAAGUCCAGCAUUGUACUUGAUGUUAAACCGUGGGAUGAUGAAACUGAUAUGAAAGAAUUGGAAAAAGCCACUAGAACUAUUGAGAUGGAAGGUUUGGUUUGGGGAGCGUCCAAACUGGUUCCGGUUGGAUACGGUAUCAACAAACUUCAAAUCAUGUGUGUAGUUGAAGAUGCCAAAGUUUCCGUUGAUGAGUUGGUAGAGAAAAUACAGGAGUUCGAAGAUUUUGUCCAAUCUGUGGACAUUGCUGCUUUCAAUAAGAUUUAAUUUUAUUGUUCGAUAUUGUUUUAUUAAAUUCAUGAUUAAGUCAA
This is a messenger RNA of Leptinotarsa decemlineata (Colorado potato beetle), 816 nucleotides long. Its product is annotated as elongation factor 1-beta. Gene Ontology annotation, cellular component: eukaryotic translation elongation factor 1 complex; cytosol. The record is from RefSeq and is a predicted model, not a curated record. Lineage: Eukaryota; Metazoa; Arthropoda; Insecta; Coleoptera; Chrysomelidae. Gene Ontology annotation, molecular function: translation elongation factor activity; guanyl-nucleotide exchange factor activity. Gene Ontology annotation, biological process: translational elongation.